Molecule: messenger RNA, 4202 nt
Organism: Talaromyces stipitatus ATCC 10500
Lineage: Eukaryota; Fungi; Ascomycota; Eurotiomycetes; Eurotiales; Trichocomaceae
Exons: 2
Coding region: 1-4188 (1395 amino acids)
Biological process (GO): DNA integration
Molecular function (GO): nucleic acid binding; zinc ion binding
Source: RefSeq, a predicted model, not a curated record
AUGUCUGCCUCUAACACCUUUACCUCUGGUGAAAAGCUCCCAAUCCUCGACUACUCCAAUUGGGUUGAUUGGAGUGAAUACUGGCAAGAUCAUCUUAUCCUCUACGACCUAUGGCAGUACGUCGAUCCAACAUCUACAGUGACGGUGCCACCCCCUACGACUAAUGUCAAUCGAGAUAUUGCUAAAACGUUAACCGAAAACCUUACCAAAAUCCGUCAACAUGUGUCCCCUGAAUGUCGCAAGCUCCUAGUUGGCCAUACAAACCCAAGAGACCUCUGGUCCUCACUCAAGGCUGGCUGCGACCGCGGGACAACUCUCCCAUUAAUUGCUCAAUACGAAUCAUUCCACAACAACAAGUGGGAGCCAAAGGAUACCAUUUCUACCUACACAAGUCGUUUCCGCAAUAUCUUUCUUUCCUUGGAAAACACCUCUUACAAAAUCCAUCGAGAUAUAGCCGUUCACAUCCUCGUGGAUCGACUCCCUGACUGUUACAAGACCGAAGGUCAAACGGCAAAACAAUUGAACCUUCCCUUCAUUGAAACAGUGACCUACCUGCUUGCCAAUAUCAAAGAUUCCUCUUCUGAAGGAGACAACACGUCUGGCCAAGCCCUAGUAACUCGAGGCCGUCGUCCGAACCGCAGAACAAGCUCUCGGAACCUCCGUAAUGGAGGCAAUAACUCAAAUUCAAACCGUCGUGAACGAUCAAAUCGAAAUUCUCGGAAUAAGCGACUUAUCUGUAACUGGUGCAAACGAGAGGGCCAUUACGAGCGUGACUGUCAUAUUCGACAACAGCAACUAGACUCUGGCGCUGCAAAGCUUGACAGAGGUCGUGCCUACUUAGUUCAACAGCCAAGCAGUUUGCAACCUCCGCCUCAGCCGCUACCUCUACUGGCUCCUCCACCUCCGCAGGCAAAUUUCUCCUCCUCCCAGUCUCAAAGCUCUGAGUCAAACGCUUACAGUUAUCCAUCUCAUCUUCUUCUUACAAGAGCAUCCUACAUCAAUAGUGAGAUCCGACAACAAGACUAUCUCAGCUGGAUACUGGACUCUGGAGCUACACAGCAUUUCUGCAAUAGCAAAUUGGACCUUAAGGACUACAAACAUUUCCUUGAACCCAGAGAGAUCUACCUUGGAGAUAAUACUACGAUCUAUGCAGAGGGAUCUGGUACUCAACAUCUUCAAGUUGGGCCUUAUAUUCUAGUCCUCAACGUCUGGUUCGUACCAAAAUUGGCAGAGAACCUGCUGUCCUUGCAGCUCCUUGAUCGAGCUGGCUACUCUACUCUUAUUGAAAAUGGCAUUGUCUACAUACGGCAGCAAGGCGACUCAAAUUCCGCAUGGUUUCAACUAGCCAAUUCGAAGCAUGGAGAUCUUUAUCGAAUGCAUAUAAGUCCCUCAUCUCUAGUGAAUGCCCCACGAGCUCUCCGUACAAGAGAAUUCAGUACACUCAGGCUAUGGCAUAAUCGCCUAGGCCACCGAAAUUUUCGAUCAGUGGGAGAUCUCAUGAACUUAUCUGUGCCGCGUCAACUACCUACAUGCACAGCAUGCCUACAAGGUAAAAUGAAGGCAGAUUCGCACCCUCCUGUGCUUGAACGUUGCAGCAAGUCAUUCGACCGCGUGCAUGCCGACCUUAUCCCCUUGGACGGUAUCUCCCUUGGUGGAUCUAAGUAUAUGUUACUACUGGUCGAUGAUUACACUCGCUAUGCAUGGUGUUACUUUGCCUCAAGCAAGAAUGUUCCUGCAAUUACGCCUCUCCUACAAGGAUUCAUAAACUUGGUCCUAACUCAAUUCAAUGCUGUAAUCAAGUCAUGGCGAACUGAUGGCGGUACCGGUGAAUUCAUAAAUAGCAUGGUCAAAGAAAUAAAUCGCCAAUACGGAAUACUUCACCAAGUCUCUACAUCUGGUGUCAAGCAACAGAAUGGUGUACUGGAACGACGAGUUCAGACGAUCAAGAAUAUGGAACGCUCUAUGAGAGCUGGUGCUGGUGUCCUAGAUGACUACCGACUACAAGCUGAGUCCCUGGCCACCUCGGUAUUUCUAACUAACAUCCUGCCAUCCACUACUCUAGGCAAUAUAUCCCCACACCUUCUUUUAUAUAAGAAGCAACCACCUCUUACUACCUUGAAGCCCUGGGGAUGCCUCGUCUGGAUACACCUUCGAAAGGAGCACCGCAGCUCGAGCUCUGAUCCUCGCUGCAGGCCAGCCAUGAUGGUAGGCUAUAUACAAGACUCAAAGUCUAUUUAUAAAUGUCUUGAUCUUCAUACUCUGCAAACAAGCAAUCAUUCUGAAAUCAAGUUUGAUGAAGACCUUUUCCCUGGUCCAUGGCUCAAACGCCCUGCCGGUUUUAAACUGUCUAUUGCACAUAAAAGAAAUCCGCCUGGUUCAGCGGUCGAUACUGUACUUGGUCAGUCAGUACCGGGAGCGCUUCCCAAUGUAUCAAGCGUACCAUUUUCCUCGAUGAACCCCUUCUGGCUGCAGCAAUCCCAACCACCUGCAGAUCCUGUGAACCCGGAAGAUCCUGCAAAGCCAGUAGAUCCUAUGGAACUAGCAGAUGUAGCCCAAAGGGCAUUGGACUCCCCCCAGUCCCUGGCACUCCGAAUGGACAGCCAGCCCAUCUACAACCCACGAGGAAGCGUUGUAUUUGGCACCUGCGUCAAAAUCCAUGAGCACGAUACUACAAGGGAGCUUGUGGAAGCCGCUUUGAUCGUGCAAGGCAUGGAGUCGCUCUCCUGCCCACCCUGGCAAACAGCAGAGAGGAUCCAAACAGACCACAAUGGAGAUCCUCUCUCCUAUUCGGAUGCCUUGCUCCAGGAUCCGAUUAGGUGGCCACCAGCAGUGCAAGAAGAACUGAAAUCUCAUGAAGAGAAUGGAACUUGGAUAGUUCAAGAGAUCAGUCAGAUGCCAAAAGGGUGUAAGCCGAUCCCCGGCAAGUGGGUAUUCAAGCGUAAACCGAGUCCUGAUGAAGGCAUUCGCUAUAAGGCACGAUUGGUGAUUAAGGGAUUCCUCCAACGCUUUGGAUCCUUACGCAAUCUUGAUAUUAUCACCGCUUUUCUAAAUGGCGAUAUAGACUCUGAAGUCUAUAUGGGGAUACCAGAAGGCAUGGAUUUAGAUCCAAAGAAAUAUGUUUUGAAACUGCGCCGGUCUCUGUAUGGACUUAAACAAGCUCCGCGCAUCUGGUGGGAUAGGAUGACCUCAUUCCUAUUGAAAGCAGGCUUCUAUCAGUGCGAUGCUGAGCCAGCUAUAUUCAUUCGCAGCCUGGAUAACAAAUUCCUCAUACUCCUCCUAUUUGUCGAUGACAUCCUGCUAACUGGUGACCAGGACGCAAUUGAGGAAUUCGUCAAAGAAUGCUGCAAUGAAUUUAAAACUCGAGAUAUAGGAACACCUAGGCGCUUCUUAGGCAUCCAUAUUGAACAUCGGAAUGGCAAAGUGAUAUUGCAUCAGAAGGCAUAUAUACAGCGAAUUCUCGAGCGCUUCAACGCACCCACGAAUCCUGUUGCAACUCCACUUGAUCCCAAGCACCCACUUGUUGAGGCAACUAAUGCAGAAAGUCUAAACGAAACAGAUGCUUUGGAAUACCGUGCUGCAGUGGGAGCGCUAAUCUAUCUCAUGAUUUGUACGAGACCUGAUCUUGCAUUUGCACUUUCUCGCCUCUCCAAAUUUGUGCAGAAACCAGGUAUAAAGCAUGCCGCAGCGCUCAAGCGUGUACUCAGGUAUCUGGCUGGCACCCAGAACCUGGGCAUCGCCUACUGCAAAUCAUACUCCAAUGACUCAGUCUUAUAUGGCUACAGCGACUCUGACUUUGCCGCUGAUUUGAAUAACCGACGUUCAACUUCCGGUUUCAUAUUCCUUUUGAAUGGCGGCCCAAUAUCAUGGAAAUCAAAACAGCAAUCCUUAGUUACCAGCUCAACUCAUGAUGCUGAGUAUGUUGGACUGGCAACUGCAUCAUAUGAGGUUAUCUGGCUUCGGAAACUCAUUCUCGCUAUCCUGCCUCAGUAUGCAGAACAUACAAUGCCUUCCAACACAAUUCAUUGUGAUAACCAAGGCGCCAUUGCAACUGCGAAUCAACCUAGUCACUCGCCCUCUACUAGGUCAAAACAUAUCGAUAUCCGUUUCCACGUUAUACGCGAGGCUAUUGCAAAUGGCCUUAUUCGUCUGGAGUAUAUUCGUACAACAGAAAUGACGGCCGAUAUAUGACGAAAGCACUACCG